Messenger RNA from Schizosaccharomyces octosporus yFS286, 3000 nucleotides. RefSeq names its product Cullin 3. Bases 126 to 2480 code for a protein of 784 amino acids. Gene Ontology annotation, biological process: ubiquitin-dependent protein catabolic process; protein ubiquitination. The transcript has 7 exons. Lineage: Eukaryota; Fungi; Ascomycota; Schizosaccharomycetes; Schizosaccharomycetales; Schizosaccharomycetaceae. The record is from RefSeq and is a predicted model, not a curated record. Gene Ontology annotation, cellular component: Cul3-RING ubiquitin ligase complex. Gene Ontology annotation, molecular function: ubiquitin protein ligase binding.
UGUACGCACCAGAAAAACCAACAUCUUUACACUACCCAAUCCUAUUCAGGAGACUACUUGAGUUGCGUCUCUUCUUUGAAAUAAACAAAAAAAGGACAACAUUAUUAUAAUAAAUUAAAACUUCAAUGCAGCGCUCAUCAAAAGUAAAAAUUCGGGCGCCACGAAAAUUUACCUCAAAUCAAGUAGAUUAUCAAGCUCAUUGGGGCGUUUUGCAUAAUGCUGUGAAAGAUAUUUUCAACAAAAGUACGUCCCAACUUUCCUUCGAAGAGCUGUAUAGAAAUGCGUACACGCUUGUGCUUCACAAGCAUGGAGAAAGACUCUAUAGGAAUGUUAAGGAAGUAUUGAAGACGAGGCUAGAAAAUGAAGUAGCUCCUUGGAUAGCUGGAAGCUUUGAAUCUCUGUUAGAAGCUGAAAACUGGAGCUAUGUUAAAAACAAAGAUGAUAUAUCUGCAUUAAUGAAAAAGAGUGAAGCUGCAACAUUAUUUUUGUCUAAUCUCGUGAAUGCCUGGAAAGAGCAUUUAGUGUCUAUGCAAAUGAUUUCCAGCGUCUUGAAGUACUUAGACAAAGUUUACUCCAAAUCUUCAGGUGUUAUGCCUAUAUAUGAUGCUGGCUUAUUGAUUUUUCGAGAUUCCGUACUUUUUAGUUCCCUUGAGAUUGGUCGAAAAAGCGGAAUUUGUAUUCUUACUUUGGUUUAUUUGGAGCGAAUCGGUGAUUCAAUAAACCGCCCCUUAAUUAAUUCUUGUCUAGAUAUGCUUAACUCUCUUCCAUUUGAAUCUACGAACGAGUCUUUGUACGAUGUUAUAUUUACUCCAAAGUUCUUAGACGUGACUCGCACAUUCUAUCAAGGAGAAGCUCAACAUAAUUUCAGAGCUUAUGAUGUUCUUGAGUAUCUUGAAAAGACCAACCAUAGGUUGAAAGAAGAAAAAGAAAGAGCACAAAAGUAUCUAUUCACCAAAGUUUCGUUUGCAUUACUUUCUGUAGUUGAGAGAGAACUUUUGACAGAACAAUUAGAUAACCUGUUGGCCAAGCCUGUUUCCGGAUUUUUCGCUAUGCUUGAUUCAUAUAACUUGGCGGGGUUAUCUUCUCUAUACGACACGUUUUCCAUAGUGGAAUUGGGUAUUCCUUCGAUAAAAAGAUUCUUUGCCGCUUAUAUUUCUGAAAAGGGAAGACUUAUAAAUGGAUCGUUGGCUUUAAACAAAGAAGAUCCUCAAGGAAAUUCGCAAGCUUCAAAAGUUUCAACCGCUUCAUCAUGGGUAGUGAAAGUGUUGGAAUUAUGGGAGAAGCUUCGUGAAAUCGUGCUUAAAAGUAUGAAAGAGGACAGAUAUGUAAUGAACUCUCUGUCUGAUUCUUUUUCUAACUUUGUAAAUGCGUAUUCACGAGCUCCUGAAUUUACUUCGCUGUUCAUUGAUGAUAAUUUGAAGCGGGAUUUGAAAGGAAGAUCUGAAGAAUCAGUGGAGAAGACAUUACAAAAUUCAGUUGUAUUGUUCCGAUUUUUAUCUGAAAAGGACGUUUUUGAAAAAUACUAUAAAACCCAUUUGGCAAAGAGGCUUCUGAAUAACAGAUCGAUAUCGGAUGAUGCUGAAUUAAGUAUGAUCGGCCGUUUAAAGCAAGAAGCUGGCAACGUGUUUACUCAAAAAUUGGAGGGAAUGUUCACAGAUAUGCGGUUGUCUAAAGAGCUACUAAAUGAAUAUAAAGGGACAUAUGAUCAAGAAGACUCUGGAAAGCCUCCGUUUGACCUGAAUGUGUCUGUAUUGGCUUCGUCUUUCUGGCCAAUUGACCUUGUUCCUGAGAAGAUUUCAUGCGAGUUUCCCGAGUAUUUGAAACCUUCCAUUGAUCAUUUUUCGAACUUCUACUUUUCAAAGCAUACUGGAAGAAAACUCAUUUGGUAUCCCUCAAUGGGAAGUGCCGAUGUUCGAGUACAGUUUAAAAAACGUAAACACGAUCUUAAUGUGUCGACAAUAGCUCUUAUAAUCCUUUUACAGUUUCAAAAUUUGCAAGAAUCUGAAAGUUUAUCUUACGAAGAGCUACUUCAAAAAACAAAGCUUGAGCCAGGCGAUUUAAAACGUAAUCUUCAGAGUCUUGCUUGCGCCAAAUACAAGGUCCUACUGAAGGAUCCAAAGGGUCGAGAUAUAAAUGCUGGUGAUCGGUUCUUGUUUAAUGAGAACUUUACUUCAAAUAUGGCGAGACUAAAGAUAUCUACAAUUGCACAGGUUCGUGUUGAAGACGACAGUGAACGAAAGCGAACAAUGGAGAAGGUGGAUGAAUCCAGAAAGCACCAAGCGGAUGCUUGUCUAGUUCGCGUAAUGAAGGAUAGGAAAACGCUUGAACACAAUCAAUUAGUAGCUGAAGUUACUCGUCAGUUGAGUUCCCGAUUUCAGCCAAAUCCUUUAAUGAUUAAACGACGGAUUGAAGCUUUGAUUGAACGAGAAUACUUGCAACGAUCCGCAGAUAAUGGUCGAGUCUAUGAAUACCUUGCGUAAUGGAAUGUUUAUUUAAAGAAGGUUUAAAAUUGAAAAUAAAAAUUGAACGAUUUACUCAAUUAAUCAAGUUCAUGUGACUGAUGAAAACGUUUUGGAUAAAGCUAACAGGGUAGGAUGUCUGUCGUCAAUGACAAAAAUUUCUUUGGUUUGUUAUAAGAAAUGAAAUGUCUGUUCAGCCCGAUUACUACUGAAAUAUAAUGAAUGAAUUGUGAAGUAGAUGCUGUAUUAAAAAAAUUAUUUAUUCAAAGGGUAUAUCUUAUGGAAGCAUCGAUAUUCGUAUGAUGAAUUUGUGUUCAAUUUUAAUAUUGGUGUUGAUUUGUUUUGGAUUCUCUACACAAUGUUUUCAUUUCCAAAGUAAUAACAGAUUCUUAUAGUCGGUAGAAGUACCGAAAGUGAAGUCAUUGAGGCCGAUGCUUCAAAUUUGGUAUCGGCCAUUCCAAGAUAUAAAAAUCCGGAUUUUUACGGCAAAUGGGUCUACAGAACCGGAGUGUUUUCCUCGUAGCUAUGUUGGUGUCAUACC